This is a messenger RNA of Talaromyces marneffei, 510 nucleotides long. RefSeq lists its product as uncharacterized. Lineage: Eukaryota; Fungi; Ascomycota; Eurotiomycetes; Eurotiales; Trichocomaceae. The transcript is spliced from 6 exons. The record is from RefSeq and is a predicted model, not a curated record. The coding region runs from base 1 to 510 and encodes 169 amino acids.
AUGGCCAGCUUUCAGGAUCGUGCGCAGCACCAGAUUGCGCAACUUGACAAGGAGCUCUCCAAAUACCCCCUCCUCAACAACCUCGAGAGACAGACCUCAGUCCCCAAGGUCUACGCCGUCCUUGGCCUUGUCGGCAUCUACUUUUUCCUCGUCUUCUUUAACAUUGCCGGCCAGUUCUUGGUUAACUUUGCCGGUUUCUUGAUCCCCGGUUAUUACUCGCUUCGUGCCUUGUUUACUUCUGGUACGGCUGAUGACACUCAGUGGUUGACUUACUGGGUUGUGUACGCAUUCUUGACUGUCAUUGAGAGCGCCAUCAGCGCCGCCUACUGGUUCCCCUUCUACUACAUCUUCAAGUUCGUCCUUGUUCUCUGGAUGUCCCUUCCUCAGUUCAACGGUGCCCAAGUCGUUUUCCACUCUUUCAUCCACCCUUUGUUCGCCCGUUUCUUCUCUAGCGGCUCGACCUCUUCCAACUUGAAGGCUCAGGCCGAGGCUGCCAGCAAGUCGCAGUAA